This is a messenger RNA of Beta vulgaris subsp. vulgaris (sugar beet), 2199 nucleotides long. RefSeq lists its product as uncharacterized. Gene Ontology annotation, molecular function: protein dimerization activity. NCBI's taxonomy places the organism in Eukaryota, Viridiplantae, Streptophyta, Magnoliopsida, Caryophyllales, Amaranthaceae. The transcript has a single exon. Bases 53 to 2143 code for a protein of 696 amino acids. The record is from RefSeq and is a predicted model, not a curated record.
AGACUUGUCUAUUAUAAAAGGUCCUAAAGACAAGUUAUCUAAACGAUUUUCUAUGACUUUAUAUACUAGAAUCUUGUCAAAUGGGGAAAGAUGUGAUAGAGAAUGGCUUGUUUAUUCAAAAGAGCUUGACAAAGUUUUUUGUUUUUGUUGUAAAAUUUUUAAAAAAACCCAUGGAAGAGGUCAAUUAAUUAAUGAAGGUUUUGGUGAUUGGUCUCAUAUUAGUACAAGACUUAAAGAGCAUGAGACAAGUAUGGAACAUUUUAAGAAUAUGGCAACUUGGUAUGAUUUGCGUGUAAGGCUUCAAAAGAAUGAGACUAUUGACAAAAUAACUCAAAAACAGAUUAAAAAAGAGAAAGAACAUUGGAAAAAGGUUUUAACAAGAAUAAUUUCGGUGGUAAAAUUUCUUGCAAAACAUAACUUAGCCUUUCGUGGUUCAAAUGAGAAAAUAUACCAAAAGAGUAAUGGUAAUUUCUUGGGCUUAAUUGAAAUGUUGGCAGAGUUUGAUCUAGUUGUUCAUGAACAUGUUAGGCGCAUUAGCAAUGAUGAAAUACAUAUUCAUUAUCUUGGUCAUAACAUUCAAAAUGAGAUUAUACAUUUGCUUGGUUCUGCCAUUAAAUCUGAAAUCAUUAAGAAAAUAAAACAAGCAAAGUAUUUCUCCGUAAUCCUUGAUUGCACUCCUGAUGUUAGUCACCAAGAACAAAUGUCCUUAAUAUUAAGAUAUGUUGAUGUUGCUUCGAGUUCUAUUAUAAUUGAGGAGUCUUUUUUAGGAUUUUUGAAUGUGAAUGAUACAACUGGUCAAGGACUUUUUGAUGUUUUACGAAAUGAGUUGAAAGAUCUUAAUCUUGAUAUAGAUAAUGUCCGAGGACAAGGCUAUGACAAUGGAUCUAAUAUGAAAGGAAAACAUCAAGGAGUUCAAAAAAAACUUUUAGAUAUAAAUCCCCGAGCUCUUUAUACUCCAUGUGGUUGUCAUAGUCUUAACUUAGCAUUGUGUGAUAUGGCUAAUACUUGUGUUAAAGCCAGAGAUUUUUUUGGUACAAUACAACGUAUCUACACAAUAUUUGCAUGCUCUACAAAAAGAUGGCAAAUUUUAAAAGAUAAUGUAAAAGGAUUGACUCCUAAAUCAUUGUCAUCCACUCGUUGGGAGAGUCGCAUUGAUAGUGUUAGAGCUAUAAGGUUUCAAAUGCCCGAAAUAAGAGAAGCUUUAAUUCAAGUAGGAGAAAAUGAUAAUGAUUCUAAAAUAAGAAGUGAAGCUAAAUCUCUAGCGACAAAUGAGUUGAGUGAUUUUGAAUUUUUGAUGGCAAUUAUUAUCUGGUUUGACAUAUUAUAUGCUGUUAAUUUGGUUAGUAAGAAUUUACAAUCAAAGGAUGUUCUUAUAGAUGUUGCUAUUGAAAAAACAAAUGGGUUGGUUUCGUUUUUUGAGCGAUAUAGAGAAAGUGGUUUUCAUGAUGCCUUGGACAUAGCAAAAAAGAUUGCAAUUGAAAUGGACAUUGAUCCUAUUUUUCGUGAAAAGCGUGUCAUUAGAAGAAAAUGUUUUUUUGAUGGGAAUUCAACUAAUACUUCAUCUGUUGCUUCCCAAUCUCCAGAAGAAUCAUUCAGAGUUAAUUAUUUCUUAUAUAUUGUUGAUCAAGCUAUUGUUUCUCUUAACAAGAGAUUUGAACAAUAUCAAGAAUAUGAAAAUAUUUUUGGAUUUUUGUUUAGUUCUAAAAAGCUAUAUUCUUUUGACGAUGAGAGUUUAAGGUCUUAUUGUAGAGGUUUGGAAAAGGCAAUGGAAAAAGAUGGACAAUCUGAUAUUGAUAGGCUCGAAUUGUAUUUCGAGUUGCAAAUGAUUAAAGAAUGUUUGCCCAAUGAAGAUUUGGGCCCUUUAGAUAUGUUAAAGUUUGUAAAACAUCUUGAUUUUUUCCCUAAUUUAGUUAUUGCAUAUAGAAUUAUGUUGACUAUUCCUGUUACCGUUGCAUCUGCAGAAAGAAGUUUUUCAAAGUUGAAAUUGUUGAAGUCCUAUAUGCGCUCUACAAUGUCACAAGAAAGACUUAAUGGACUAGCCUUGAUAGCAAUAGAGAACGAUAUUUUGGAAAAAGUUGAUUAUGAAGAUUUGGUGGACGAUUUCGCUUCAAAGAAUGCUAGAAGGAUGGCUUUGUUUAAAUAAAAGAUUCUAAUAUAUUUUUUUUUAGUUUUGGUUUAUUUAUCAAACUGUAAGGAACG